Cloeon dipterum is the source of this 909-nucleotide messenger RNA. RefSeq lists its product as uncharacterized. The transcript is spliced from 5 exons. The record is from RefSeq and is a predicted model, not a curated record. NCBI's taxonomy places the organism in Eukaryota, Metazoa, Arthropoda, Insecta, Ephemeroptera, Baetidae. The coding region runs from base 81 to 752 and encodes 223 amino acids.
AGCACAGCGGGUGGUGCAGAGGCGCCAGAGCGGCUCUACCACAGGCGCCGAUCGAUCUCUCUGCAUCACCACAGAGAGCUAUGGCCGCGGUUGGGGUGGCCAGGUUUUGCUUUGUCUUCAGCCUGCGGCAGGGAUGCAUCAUCAUCGCCGUCGUCCAAUUGUUCCUGUCAGCAGUGGCCCUGUUCCUGCUGACCCUGGGCUUGGCGAAUGCUCAGGACGUGGCAGGCAUCCUGGCUGCGGACAUGGAGGAGUCUGCCAUGCACGACGACGACCCUCAGGCCCUGCUGAUGUCGCCGAGCAGCGACGGCCUGCCCAGCUCACCGCGCUCGCACAAUGAGGAGCAGCUGCUCAGGGCAGAGUCCCUGUCCAAAGUGAUCAUUUCGUGUGUGUAUGCUGGGUUGGCCCUUGCAGCCGUGAAAUUGGUUGCCUGUGUCCUUCUGCUAUACGGGACCUUAAUGAGGCACAGGCAAUGCCUGCUUCCCUGGUGUUGCGUGGUGCUGACCGAAAUGGUAUUCGUGUUUGCGGGUCUCGUCUUAUGCAUGACCAAGGGCAACAACCAUCACACUACAGUGCUCUUUGCUGUUGGCACAGUCCACUUGAUGAUCCUGUCGUACUUGUGGAGCGCUGUGGUCAACUUCUACAAGCAGCUUUGCAUGCAGGAAACCCUGCACGGCUCAGUGCGCCAAGUGACCGCCACCGACGCUCGCAACACAGGCUACCUGCAGUUCUCCAACAAACCGUACAGCGUCUAGCACACCAAACGUCCAGCUAAUCAGCCGCUUAAUACCACUAUUACUACAACUACUAUAUUUAAUUAUGAUAAUUAUUAUCUUACUAAUUACUUUCAGUAAUUUAAACAGCAAUACACAACAAUUAAACAAUAAACUAAUUACUUAAUCACGCUCAAAA